This is a messenger RNA of Cyprinodon tularosa, 2785 nucleotides long. It is a transcript of the gene hdx, whose product is annotated as highly divergent homeobox. The coding region runs from base 270 to 2633 and encodes 787 amino acids. Gene Ontology annotation, molecular function: DNA-binding transcription factor activity, RNA polymerase II-specific; RNA polymerase II cis-regulatory region sequence-specific DNA binding. Gene Ontology annotation, biological process: regulation of transcription by RNA polymerase II. The record is from RefSeq and is a predicted model, not a curated record. The transcript has 12 exons. Lineage: Eukaryota; Metazoa; Chordata; Actinopteri; Cyprinodontiformes; Cyprinodontidae.
CUCCUGUCUACGCAUACGUCACAAUCAUGAAUAGAAUUGAUGAUCGGACGUUGUGAUUUAAUUGUCUGGCUAAAACUGGGGAAGAAAUCUGCUGAUUUGGAGCGUCUCCCUGAUUUUAGCCUCAGAAAUGGAGGAAAGGAAGUGAUUUUUGUUCCCUUUGGAUCGGAAGCUGUCCUCAGAGCGGCUCCUUCCCGUCCGGAGGCAGGAGGCGAGGAGUCUGGAGGCAGCAGCAUGGAUGUAGGAGAGAUGGAGGAAGGUCUGUGAGCUGCAUGGCUGCCUCCUUCCCCUCUGCUAGCGACAUGGAUGGGUGGCCGCAGAGACGAGGCCUGCAGACUAUGAACCUUCGCUCAGUGUUCACGGCCGAACAGCAGAGGAUCCUGGAACGCUACUAUGACAACGGGAUGACCAAUCAGAGCAAGGCCUGCUUCCAGCUCAUCCUGCAGUGCGCUCAAGAGGCCAAGUUGGACUUCAGCGUCGUUCGGACAUGGGUCGGCAACAAGAGAAGAAAGCUGGCCUCCAAGGUUGAGCAGAAUGGAAGCGCGUCUCAUUCCUUGUCCAGUCACGGAUUAGUGGGAGGGUUACUGUCCAGUCCCACGCUGGCUGGAGGGGUGCUGUCCAAUCACAGCCUUGGGACGGGGGCGCUGCUUCCUGCUGAUCUAGCCGCCGCCCGGAACAUCCAGAACCGCCUGCACCUCCUCCCCCCAUCCUCGUCUUUUCCCGCUCUCUCCUCAGCGUCUUCCUCCCCCUCAUCAUCCUCACCUCUCAGCAGCGGAAACAACAAAAGUAAUAAUGAUGUGAUACUGACUGGGAUUUACUCUCUAAACUCUGCCCCUCGCUCCCGACCGAGACCCUCAGCCGCCCCAUCUCAGUCAGACUCGGAGCUUUCCAUCCGCUCCUCUUCCUCUCUGAUCACCCAGGCUCUGCAGAGCAGAAGCACUUCCACAUCCUCACCCAUCCACCCCAAAAUAAUGACCCCGCCCUCUCAGACUCUCCCGUCACUCACGUCUGCCUCAGGACCCUUAGUCUACACUGCAGUCAGAAAGGGCACUUUAUCCAGUGGGGAAGGGGGGGUAAGUGCUGGGACAGGACCAGUACCCCACAGCUGGACUAGACAAUACGGUACAGUACAAGCUCGGCCUUGGCCGUCCUCUUCUUCACAGACUGGAGCUCAGCUUCAGCCCAGACCUCACUCCAACCCACAACCUCAGCCUCCUGCACCGCAAAAGCCUCGGGCCCCCCUCCCAGCCCAGAACGCCAGCCCCUCUUCUGAGAUGGCCCCUCGGAUUCAUCAAGUCUUCACCCUGUCAGGAAAGUCUGACUCAGAGCGGCCAAGAUCCGGGCAGGCAUCUGCUCUGAGAAGCCAGGAAUCCUUCAGACCCACUCCUCUCCCUCUGGACGCAGGUCAUAACUUCUCCAUUGCCAUGGAAACAGGAAACGAAGAGGACGAAUGGCUGAGGGAGGAGGAGCUGGCCAACAUGGCCGCCCAGACACACAUCUACAGGGAGCAGGCGCUGAGCAGCCCGGUGGGGGCUGAGGGCUCCAUGGUCAAAGGAAACCACACUCCUGCUGCGGCUGGCUCCAGAUCAGCAGCGCAUCCCAGCAGCGCGGCGCUCCAGGGCAGCGCGGCGCUCCAGAGCAGCGCGGCGCUCCAGGGCAGCUAUUCCCUCACAGUACAGACCUCCAUCACAGGGGAGCCCAGCUCACAGGCUUCGCCCGCCGUGUCUGCUGCUCCGUGGGUGAUCAACAGCUCCAGGAAGAGAACACUGCAGGAUCGGACUCAGUUCAGCGACGCCGACCUCAUCCAGCUGAAGCGCUACUGGGACCGAGGCAUGACCAGUCUGGGCUCGGUGUGCAGAGAGAAGAUCGCCGCUGCUGCCAACCAGCUCAGUGUAGACACUGAAAUAGUCAAGACAUGGAUCAGUAACAGACGGAGGAAGUACCGUCUGAUGGGUAUUGAAAUCCCUCCUCCUAAAGGCGGGCCGGCUGUAUUCACCAGCUCAUCUCCAGAAAGUCAGUCUCCUUCCGCCCUUAGCCCGGACGGAGAACCGCACAGAACACCCGACCUGGCGGACGAGCUGAAUGAUUGCAGCUCUGCCUGCAUGUCUGAAGACGGGACUGUUGACUCGCAUCACAGAGACGGAGAUGAUGAAACGGAGAUGUCCGCUGCUGCUCCGCUGGCCAAUAAUGUGAAGGUUGAAGUGAUCGAUGAGGAUGAAGAAGCGGAUGAAGACGGCGACUUGAUGGCUUCAGACCUGGAGCAAAUGCAGAACCUGCUGGAAUUCAAGCACGAGGAGGUGCAGUUCUUAGAAAACGAGCUAGAGAACCAAAAAGUCAAAUAUCAGGAGCUUGCAAACUUCACAAACAGCCUGCUCAGCGCCGUGAGGGACAAUGACCUGGCCAGGCAGAAGGAACUUUUGGCCAGUCUACCUCAGCCUUCAGACCAGGACUGGGACACGACUGUGGAGAAAAGAGCGCAUCCCACCUCCAACCACCAAACGCAGACGGACGGCUCGGCUCAGGAUGAUAAAGGAUUCCUGCUGGUCGACGUAAACGAAGGCGACGCAGCGAGCGAAGUGGCUGAGCCCUCUGCAUCAGAGGAGCAGCUGAGGGAAGCUGGGACCGAGCAGGACUGACUGUGAGGCUCCAGGGAGGGAGGUAUAGUCUACCGCAGCAGACGCCGUGCCUGUGGACUGUUGGGCUGAUCGAGGCCUUUUUUUUACUGCAUAUCAUUCGCCUUCUUGCUCUGGUCGAGUCCAGAGAGAACAAUAAAUGACCUCUAACUUAA